GCGGGGUCCGGCUAGACUUUCCACAGAGUUCGUCUGCGCCAUGGCCGGAGCGGUUGCAAAACUCUUCGUCGACGGUGUCCAAGUGCAGGUGUGCGGUCCAAAGGGAGAUUAGUGCGCUUUUCAUGGGCGUUUCGCGUACUUUUCAUGUAAAUUUUCGCGGAAAUCAUUGCGAUCGUGGAAACCAUCUCGGUGGGUGUGCGCAUGUGCGGUGUCAACAGUCUGCAAACCAGGCGAGACGACUAUUGCGAUUGCCAGACCAGACAUCAGUUUAGGUGAACGUCUGCGGCGGGCGGUUGUGGUUACGUAAGUCGAUGACAUUCGGAUGACGUGCGGCGGCGGCUGUGUAACGCCAUGGAAGUGACGCCGCAUUUGAAGAACGUGCUGAAGAACUACCAGCACAGCGCCACCAAGAGUCUGCAAGGGCCGGGGCUGGCGCUCAAGGGCGAGCCUUCGCCGGAGAUUAAGGAGGAGGAGUUCGUGCCGGCGCCGUUCCCGGUGCAGCAGCUGCCGAUCCUCACCACCCCGGAUACGUCGUGCAGUGAACGCACGGAGACGGUGCUCGAAGGAGAGACGAUUUCGUGCUUUGUAGUGGGUGGAGAGAAGCGACUCUGUCUGCCCCAGGUGCUCAAUUCGGUGCUCCGCGACUUCUCUUUACCGCAGAUCAACCACGAAUGCGAUCAACUGCAAAUCUAUUGUUCGCGGUGCACCCCCGAGCAACUCACAGUGCUCAAAAACGGUGGUAUUUUACCGAGCGCCGCCGCCAGCUCAGGUCUCAUCACCAAGACGGACGCUGAGCGUUUAUGUAGCGCCCUUCUGCACGGCCACGAGGUGACGCAGAUUAGGCCACGGAAGGGCUUGGUGUCGUUUGCGGUCUACCACAAGUGCUUCGGCAAAUGCAUCGGCUCGUGUUUUCCAGAGUUGUACACAGGGAAGAACGCCAAGUGUAUCGAGUGUACGGAAUGCAGGGGUGGUUUCUCGCCACAACAGUUUGUCUGUCAUGUGCAUAAACAUUUUUCGGAGAAUCGGACAGUGCAUUGGGGGUUUGACUCGGCAAACUGGAGGGUGUAUUUGAGAGUGGCCAAGGAUCAGCCAGAUAAAGAGCAGUGUGACAAAUAUCUGGACGAGAUGAAGGAGCAGUAUGACGGGAAGAUACCAUUUCCCAAUGUUUAUGCGGGGAUUAAAAGGAAACAGGUUCUCGCUUCGGACAUUAUAAAAGAACACGAAUUGCCCCUGAAGAAACAAAAACUCCUCGGCGAGUACCUGAGCCCUUUGCAAUCGUACAGUUUAUACGCCUCUCUGGACGCCAUGUAUUUGAACCAAUGCAUCCAGGAAUUCCAAGCUGCCAAUCGUCACCUGUCGGCCUUCAAACCGGUCAACCAUCACAAAGAACCAAAAGUUUACAGUCAUCUUAUGGGAAUGAAUCGGUAUAACAGCGACACUCCAGUGUUGCAGAAUCCCGAAAGGGUAGUUCUUAUGUCCGAAUCGGAGCGAUUUGAAAGAACUUUCCAACCAAAUGUCGCUCUGGCACCCACAACUCCCAAGAAACACCGGUAUGGAAAAGGUUUCAUCAAAGAAGAGUUCGAAGUGAAGAAAGAAGAAGUGACGAAUAACAACAGUACGGAAGUUAUAGUUAAGCAAGAGGUUGAGGAAAAGACUCCCGAAGCGACGAAAGUCGUUUCAGUGGUACAAACUACAGGGACAUUGCCUAGGUAUAAUUCCGAAAUCGAAUUGUCCACCGAUACUGAAGACAGUGCUUCGGAAAUUUCGGAAAAGUCAAGCGAUUUGGGGAAAAUCGAAGAAUUGUUGAAAGGAUGUGAGGCCCGAGAUCGGGUCAUCGAUGUGUUUAAAGGACUUUUGAAAGAGAACGAAAGGUGGAUGAAGGAGUGUCGCACGAAGGACGAAAGAAUUAGGGAGUUGGAGGACAAAGUGGAGGAGUUGGAACGUCGAUGCGUACCGGAGACGAUCGAAGAGACAAAAGUGAUAUGUAACGGGGAAAUUAGAGACGAUGAAAAUAACAGUUCUUCCAUAAUCAAAACGAACGACAAUUGUGAAAUCGAAGGACAAAAAACAAGUGUUAUUGCAAGUUUGGAAAGUGCUGUCGCAGAACCGAAAGCAAUAGUAAACACUGCUCCCGAAUGAUCUGUAAUUGUGUUGUGCCGUCGAUGAACGGUCGUCAAUUUUUUCUUUGUGUCUUAUUUAAUUGGUAAUCGAAGCAAUCCGGAAGAAUAGGAGAGUGGCGAGAAGCUCCAAGAGUUUUCGCUCUCCGCAAAUUCCGAUUUGUAUAUAGAAGGAGGGUGAUCCUCUGUCGUACUACUAGGCCAGUCAAAUCUGACGAAAAUUUGAAUUUAAAGCGAACUAAUUUCGAGAAAAACAAGUCAGGUGCAGGAAAAAGUUCGUGUAUUACAAAAGACAUAAAAGACCUUUCAAAUUUAAGAACACUAAACUUCAUAGCAAAGAAUUAAAAUAUGUUCAAAGAAAACGUGAAUGUGGUGUCGAAGUCGACUUUAAGAGACCAACUUUUUGGAGUCUUUGAGCUAAAUUGUUCUACAAUUUUAUUUUGUCAAAUUUGAACGACGUGACAUUUACGGAACAUGGUAAAUUGUUUUCAUGUACAUGAAUCCAUUCAUCACAUCUUAAUGUCUACUUCAAAUUACCAUAUACGUCCAAGAUUGAAAAGCAAUUAUGAAAAUUAUCAAAUAUUUGAUUUUUUGUGGGUAAUUUGUGGUAUUUCUACCAUCACUCUCAACGAAUUAAUUUUUUUCGAAACUUUUCUUUAAAUUAGUUCGUUUUAAAAUACUCAAAUGAUUGGUCUAUACCGUUAGUCAUAGGUUUACUGUAAUAAAAUGCACUAGAGAUUUUUAUUUUUAAUUCGCUUUGUAAAAAAUGCGUGUAUAAUUUGUAUGUUUACAAAGAAACAAACAAAAAAAACGAGGAUGAGUUGUUUGUUUUUUCUUUUUUUUUAACAUCUCAAAAUUGUUCUUGUUAUGAUUGUUUUUAAUUUAUAUUUGUGAAACUGUUACAAAGAUAAUAUUUUUUAUCAAUUACGAAGAAAAGUACAAACUAGAAUGGUGCUUUGGAAGCAUCUGUUAUUAUAAUCUUAAAAAGAUAUACUUUUAAAAAUAAAUAUGUGUGAAUGUUGGGGUUGAGAGAUGUGUCGGAUUGCAGGUCUGGUCUCGACCAAAUUUUUCCGAUUUAUCUCAGGAAUUUUUCGCAAUCAAAUUUUGUACAUAUUUUAAAAUGCGCGGGACGCAUAUCAAAAAUUUAUUGAUCGGAUGUGCAAUUUCGGCAAUUUUUCACCCUUAUUACGGAUGAUUGCGUAUAAAUGCCAUACAAUAAAAUUUUAUCUGUACAAUAUAUUUAAAUUAUUUUAUUUCUAAGUUUGUUCUUAAUUUUUUGCAUGAACUUUUUUGUUAAAUUUAUAAAUUUAAUUUUAUAAUUAUAGAUAUUUUUUAUAUUUUCUUUUGUUGAAAACAAUAUGUGAUACAUUUUAUUGAAUUUUUAUGAAUAUAAACGUUUUGCAGUAUUCUGAAGAUUUUAAACACCACGUAUUUUUAAAUCGUUAUUUUGGCAGCUUUUUGGCUAGUUGUUAAAGUCUUCUCUUGAAAAGAAAACAAUCGUACUCUAAAUUGUUCCUAAAAAUUUAUCAAAACAAUUUUAAGCGCAACUACUGCCGAAAUUUUCAAUUUUUAGCAAUAUUGUGUUCGUUUGGAAGUUUCCUGGAGAAUUUACGAAAAUUGUUGAAUUUGUUAUUAUAUAUUUUGUGAUCUCAAAAUAUGUAAGAAUGCAGUUGAGUUAAUAUUGAAUAAGAUUGAUAAGCUUGUGUGUUAUAUAGGUAUAUAUCGAUCAACACAAAUUAUUUCAUAAAUAUCUAUAUUUCUGAAUUUAUGUGUCAAACAACAAUAAAUGCAUUAAUU
This is a messenger RNA of Tribolium madens (black flour beetle), 3914 nucleotides long. RefSeq names its product ski oncogene. Bases 352 to 2139 code for a protein of 595 amino acids. NCBI's taxonomy places the organism in Eukaryota, Metazoa, Arthropoda, Insecta, Coleoptera, Tenebrionidae. Gene Ontology annotation, molecular function: RNA polymerase II cis-regulatory region sequence-specific DNA binding; DNA-binding transcription factor activity, RNA polymerase II-specific; SMAD binding. Gene Ontology annotation, cellular component: nucleus. The transcript is spliced from 3 exons. The record is from RefSeq and is a predicted model, not a curated record. Gene Ontology annotation, biological process: negative regulation of BMP signaling pathway.